This is a messenger RNA of Pteropus alecto (black flying fox), 4497 nucleotides long. RefSeq names its product interleukin 16 (gene IL16). The transcript is spliced from 21 exons. Gene Ontology annotation, molecular function: cytokine activity; CD4 receptor binding. The record is from RefSeq and is a predicted model, not a curated record. The coding region runs from base 176 to 4360 and encodes 1394 amino acids. NCBI's taxonomy places the organism in Eukaryota, Metazoa, Chordata, Mammalia, Chiroptera, Pteropodidae. Gene Ontology annotation, biological process: leukocyte chemotaxis; induction of positive chemotaxis.
CCCGGCUGUGGAACCGGAGGACUGGAGGACUGCGUUCCAGGCAGAGGAGGCCCUUCCCUGUCCCUGACAGCAGUGAUGGUAAGAUGUUUGAAAAGAGGGAUCUGGUCCUGUUAAAAGCUUGCAAACCGUGUGGAUUGCUCAUCCGCAAGCCCUCCCAGUGUGACUUCGUGGUUCCAUGAUGAUGCUCACCCGAGGCCUGGAGUGGAUACCAAAGAUGACUGCCUUGCCAUCUGGGGACAGCUGGGCCCCCGCAGCUGCCGUGACCCCCACCACUCCUGGGUCCACCGAGGGACUUGCCUGCGCCCUCCAGGCCCCUGGGAUGAGUUUGCAGAAGAGGAUCUUCCCCCGGAGGCAGAUCGGGACCUACGAAGGGGUGGCUAAGUCCAGUGCAGCCACCACACGUCAACCGAGGGCCAGGGACCAGGACAGGAAGAAGGGCAGCCUCACGUCCUCCCUGAGGAUGGAGCCGCACAGCCGAUCUGGAAGGAGCAGAAAAGCCACCAAGUUCCGGUCCAUCUCCCGGUCCCUGGUCCUCUGUAACGCCAAGGCCAGCGACGACGGCUCCAGCCCCGACGAGCAGGGCCCCGGUCCCUUUGAGGUCUCGCUGGGUCGGGGCGAGGAAGGCGUCUUCCACUCACCUGUGCAGCUGGCAGACACGUCGGAGGCUGGGCCCGGCAGCGUCCCCGAUCUGACGCUGUGCUCUGAGGCCGCCGUCCGAGCCGCUGGGAGGGACCGAGGCAAGAACGGCAGGAGGAUGUUCUUCACGAAGGAAGCUUCUACAACUUCCUCUCGAGAAAAGUCUGGAAAACUAGAAGCACAAAGCAGUACCUUCCUGUUUCCCAAAGCCUGUCACCAAAGGACACGCAGCAACUCAACCAGUGUCGGCGCCUCCUGCAGCGCGGAGCUGGACUUUCCCGUGACCAGGCCGUCUGCCGCUCGCCGGGCCGGGGAGCCGCGCACGCUCUGCAGCGACAGGAAGUGUCUGUCCCAGCAGCUGGACCGGCCCGCGGGAAAGACCGUGGACACGGCCGGACCCACGCGGUCGCUGAGCACGGCUCAGCUCGUGCUGCCCUCGGGGGCCCUGCAGGCUUCCGUCAUCUCCAGCAUCGUGCUGAUGAAGGGCCAGGCCAAGGGCCUGGGCUUCAGCAUCGUUGGGGGAAAGGACAGCAUUUAUGGCCCCAUUGGAAUUUACGUCAAAACCAUCUUUGCAGAGGGAGCGGCGGCAGCCGAUGGCCGGCUGCAGGAAGGCGAUGAAAUUCUGGAACUCAACGGUGAGUCCAUGGGCGGACUGACUCAUCAGGAUGCUUUGCAGAAGUUCAAGCAAGCCAAAAAGGGGCUCCUGACCCUCACGGUGAGGACCCGCCUGACGGCCCCCCACUCCCUGAGCAGCCCCCUGUCUCCCCCACUGUGCCGCUCGCUGAGCUCCAGCACCUGUGUCGCCAAGGCCAGCGGCUCCUUCCUCUUGGAAACGCCCCCGGCUCCUGCCAGCACUGCCAAGCCCAAUCACAGAGUCAUGGUGGAGGUUUCUCUGAGGAAAGAGGCCGGCGUUGGUCUGGGCAUCGGCCUGUGCAGCGUCCCCUACUUCCAGUGCAUCUCGGGCAUCUUCGUUCACGCGCUGUCCCCGGGAUCUGUGGCGCACCUGGAUGGACGGCUCCGGUGUGGUGACGAGAUUGUAGAAAUCAACGACUGCCCCGCACACUGCAUGUCGCUCAACGCGGUCUACGCGAUCCUGAGCCACUGUGACCCUGGCCCAGUCCCCAUCAUCGUCAGCCGGCAUCCGGACCCGCAGGUCUCCGAGCAGCAGCUCAAAGAUGCUGUGGCCCAGGCUGCGGAGCACAGGUUUGGAAAGGAGAGGCAUCAGUGGAGUCUGGAAGGUGCCAAAAGGCUGGAGAGCAGCUGGCAUGGGCGGCCAGCCUCGGAGAAGGAGCGAGAGAAGCACUCGGCACCCCCGCUCCGCCGGGCCCCGAAGGUCCUGGUCCGCUCCAGCAGCGACAGCAGCUACGUGUCCGGGUCCCCCGGGGGAAGUCCCAGCAGCGGCGGGGAGCAGCCGCCGUCGGGCCUGGUAGCGAGGACACGCAGUCCUGGGAUCCAGGACCCAGGGCCGCUUCCCGAGACGGCGUCCGGGCCCCCCCAGGACAGUCUGCGCCCCCGCGAGAACCAGGACGACCAGCCGCCACCGAGACUGAAGAAAUCUUUUGAGAUUUUCGUCAGAAAGCCUACGUCCUCCAAGCCGAAGCCUCCACCCAGAAAAUACUUCAAAAGCGACCCGCCUAAGAGUCUGGAGGAGCAGGAGGACUCGUGCCCGCCGGGGCGCACCGUGUCCGCCCGCGCCCAGGAAGCCAGAGAGCUGCUGCCACCGCUGCCACCGCAAGAAGUCCCAGCAGGGGCUGUCUCCCAGGCCGGGGCCUGCUGCCCGGGACCUGCUGCCGGCCUGCAGACAGCGUGCCCCUCGGAGGCCGAGCCGCGGACAGCAGGCAGCCCAGUGGCUCCCACGUCCCCAGCGAGACACCCAGUGCUCACCAGGCAGGCACGGGUGGACCACGGCCUUGACAGCGCCGCCGAAGACCCCUGGGUCAGAAUUUCUGACUGUAUCAAGAGCCUGUUCAGCCCCGUCAUGAGUGAGAACCACGGCCACGUGCCACUCCGGUCCCCCAGCAGCCUCGUUCAGGAGGACGGGGUGCAGGACCACCGGGAUGGGAGCCCCACAGAGCUGGACGCCACCAGCAAUGCUCCCAAAGCAUACAAGUCGGCGGAUGGCGGUACCGUGAAGAAGGGGCCACCUGUGGCCCCGAAGCCAGCCUGGUUUCGCCAGAGCUUGAAAGGCCUGAGGCAUCGCGGUCCGGACGCCAGGCCGCUGCCCGCCCCCAGGGAGCACCUGGGGCCGCCCACGCGGGCCUCCAGCUCCAUCAGGCAGAGGAUCAGCAACUUUGAGACCUUUGGCUCCUCCCAGCUGUGUGACAAAGGCGCUCAGAGACCGGGCCCGCAGCCCCCGGGGACCCUGGGGGACACAGCCAAGUCUCCCGGGAAGCCAGACGGAGGAUGGGGUCCCGGGCCCUCCGGCCGAGAGGCCCUCCCCACUGACCAGCCACCCUCUGGCUCCCACGGGGCCACAGAGGCCAGUGCCCCGUGUGCACCAGGGACCCCUCCCCCAGAGCGGCUGCCCAGUCACGCAGCCCUCGCCCCUGACUCUGUGCUGCGACCACCGUCCAUGCAGACUGUGGCCCCUCAAGGCCCGGUGGUCAAAGCGCCCAGCCAGCGGGCGCGCAGCUUCCCCCUGACCAGGGCCUCGUCCUGCGAGGCGCGGCUGCCGCAGGAGGACACCGGCAGGCUGUACUCCAUCAGCAGCCGCGUGUCCUCCGCCGUCAUGAAGUCCCUGCUGUGCCUCCCGUCCUCACCCUCCUGGGACCAGGCCCCCUGCAGCCCCCAGGAAGUGCCGUCUCCAGUGUCCUCAUCUAGACCAGACGCGGCAGCUGACAGUCCCGAAGGAUCCGCAGCCUCCGACACUGGCUUCUCGCUCAACCUUUCGGAGCUCAGAGAGUACUCGGAGGGCCUCGGCGAGCCCACAGGAGCCGACGACUGCGUGCCCCCUGCCGCCGGCCAGUCGGUCAUCUCCCUGCUGAGCUCCAAGGAGUUACAGCAGCUCAUUGAGGAAGUGAGGGUUCUGGAUGAAGCAACGCUGAAGCAACUAGACAGCAUCCACGUCACCGUCCUGCACAAGGAGGAAGGGGCCGGCCUCGGCUUCAGCUUGGCAGGGGGAGCGGAUCUGGAGAACAAGGUGGUCACGGUUCACAGGGUGUUCCCCAGCGGCCUGGCCUCUCGGGAAGGGACCAUUCAGAAGGGCAACGAGGUUCUGUCCAUCAACGGCAAGUCCCUCAAAGGGGCCACCCACAACGAUGCGCUGGCCAUCCUCCGCCAAGCUCGGGACCCCAGGCAGGCCGUGAUCGUCACGAGGAAGCCGACGCUGGAGGCCACACCCGACCUCAGCCCCACCACUGACUCUGCAGCCUCUGCAUCUGGGGCUGGUGACGUCUCCGCAGAAUCCGCGGAGGCCACGGUCUGCACGGUGACACUGGACAAGACCUCCGCAGGGCUGGGCUUCAGCCUGGAAGGCGGGAAGGGCUCGCUGCACGGGGACAAGCCGCUCGUCAUCAACCGGAUCUUCAGAGGGGCAGCGUCAGGACAGAGCGACACAGUGAGGCCAGGGGAUGAAAUCUUACAAUUGGCUGGCAGUGCCGUGCAGGGCCUCACACGGUUCGAAGCCUGGAACGUCAUCAAGGCGCUGCCUGAUGGGCCCGUCACGCUUCUCAUCAGGAGGAAAGGCCUGCAGUCCGAGGGGACCACAGCCUCUGGAAACCCGUAGGCCGAGCACCAGCACUGAUGCCACAGCCAGUGGCACGCAGAUCCUCAGGGUCGCUGCCGACCCCACCGAGAGGAGAGAGGGCACAGGGCUGCUGCCCAGUGGCUGCUACCCAGGCCCAGACCCUCUGGGACACCACC